CUUGCAGGCUGUAGUGGUCCGCAGAGAGAGCAGCAACAACAACAACACCGGAGAGAAGCGGAGGAGUAGAGCGGAGAAAUGCUGCUCUCUUUUCGUCUGUGUAUAAAGCUGUAAUGUGCUGACCAGAAGAGACGCAUUUGAAGGACAUUCUGUUUGACCAAUAAGGAGGUGAAUUGAGUUCUUCAAAAGAGACGCAGACAGUGUCGGUGUCAGAAGCUUGGAAAAUAGUCUGCUUUCAGACGGUUUGGUGGUCGCAGAAGGGAUGGACUCACUUACUCAGCAGAGAAACUACCAAUGUGAACAGUGUGGAAAAAGUUUCAGUGACUCAAAUGUUUACAAGAGACACCUACGAAUCCACACUGGAGAGAAGCCACACCAGUGUGAUCACUGUAAAAGGGCUUUCGGUCGCUUAAGUAGUUAUAAGAGACACUUACGAGUCCACACCGGAGAGAAACCAUUCCAGUGUGAGCAAUGUGGAGAGAGUUUCACUUGGUUAAGUAGUUACAAGGACCACCAGCGUUCCCACACCGGAGAGAAGCCAUACCAGUGUGACCAAUGUGGAAACACUUUCACACGAUUAAGUAGUUAUAAAGACCAUCAGCGUGUCCACACUGGAGAGAAACCAUACCAGUGUGAUCAGUGUGAAAAGGCUUUCAGUCGCUUAGGUGAUUAUAAGAGACACCAGCUUAACCAUACUGGGGAGAAGCCACACCGGUGUGAACAAUGUGGGAAAAGCUUCUGUUUAUUAGGGGAUUACAAGAGACACCUGCGGAUCCACACCGGAGAGAAGCCAUACUGCUGUGAACAAUGUGGAAACAGUUUCACUUUAUUAAGUAGUUACAAGGACCACCAACGUGUCCACACUGGAGAAAAGCCAUACCGCUGUGAACAGUGUGGGAAGAGUUUUAGUAGCCUAAGUUACUACAAGAGACACCUGCGUGUGCACACUGGGGAGAAGCCUUACCACUGUGAACAAUGUGGGAAGAGUUUCCGUCUCUUAAAUGUUUACAAGAUACACCUGCGUGUCCACACUGGAGAGAAGCCAUACUGCUGUGAACUAUGUGGGAAGAGUUUUAGUUGCCCAAAUUACUACAAGACACACCUGCGUGUACACACUGGGGAGAAGCCAUUCCGGUGUGAACAAUGUGGGAAAAGUUUCCGUGUCUCAAGUGAGUACAAGACACAUCUGCGAGUCCACACUGGAGAGAAACCAUACUGGUGUUCUCGAUGUAAAAGAUUAUUUGCUUGGGCAAAAUCAUUGAAAGUACACCGUUGUGUUGCUGUAGAUGAAGAGAGCUUUGACUGAGUGAAAAAAAAUCUUUUUCCAGCCCAGAAUAGUGCCACCACUCAAAGAUCUGAUUGCCAAAGUUACUUCUGCAGAUCAUCUGCCUGCCACUGCUUCAUAGUAUAAGAUAGAUAGAUUUUUUAUUGUCUUUUCAAGGAAAUGUGUUGCCACAGUCUGUACAUAGCCUCACAUGCAUACAUACAUACAUGCACAGCAUAAACACAAGAUAGACAUUCGAAACAGCAGCAACAUUUGUACAAACAUCCAAUUUAUUUAAUUAUAAAUUAUAUAAUAUAAAAAUAUUUACACAUAAUGGUUACAUAGGUGUUUUGUUGAGUAAUGCUAUGGCAGAUGGGACAAAAUGUAUGCCAUAGCGAGCCCUUUUACGAAGGGCAAUGUAAAAAAUGGGUUGGUGGGUAAAUGGUGUGUAUCUGCUAUGGUGUGUGCUCUGCAUGUAAAAGCUUUGCUGUUCAGGUCUGAGUGAUUGUGGGUGGGGUGACGUUCAGCUGCAGAUAACUGUGUGUGCAUUACUGUGUGAAGUGGGAGAUGCAGUCUAAAUAGCCCAAAACAGGGUUAUUGUCAUUAAGGAGUACGAGGAUGACAUUGUCAUUUGAGUAUUUGAUGUAUGUGGUGAUAGGUGAGGGUCUGAUCCAGUCAUUGGGGUAGUGGGUAAAGCAUUCAACACGGGGUAGCUUUUAUUGUGAAGCAACCACAGGAAGUAGGAAUGUGUUUAUCACUAAUAGCUCUAACUGCACUGCAGUAUGACGUUACAUGAAAUACUUCAAAUGAGGAUUAACGUUCACAGUUUCUCUUGACUGUCCCUCAAUAUUAAACCAUAAGUCCAACAUCACCACAACCUUUAACCAUAUUGCCCAUGCAACAUGCUAACGCCAAGUUCAACAGACUAACCUACAAAACAAACAAACAACAUAAAACAUGGAAGAACUUCAAAGUUUGAAGUUGGUCACAGGCAGCCAGAACAGGGUAUUGAUCAAUGUUUGAGCUUGAAUUGUUAAUUAAUUUAGUGUAAUGUGCACCCAAACAUAUAAAUUAAACAAACAAACAAUAAAGUGAAUCCACUGAGUCUUCACUUCCUCAGAUGAUGGGAGUCGAUAAGUGCUCUCUAUGUAGGCAACAACAGAGCAUUCCUGUGCUCAUCUCUUGGACACAUUCCAGUUUUCCAGUCGUUCUAGGGACAUGUCCAAAAAAAAAGAAAUUAUUUAAUCCAUUGUGUCUUCUCCGCUUUCUAAGAUGGUGGGAGUCUUUUGACCGGUAUCAUGUGUAGUUAGUUAGCCUAAUAAUGUGUGACCUAUAAGAUAUGUUGCCAGGACAAUUUAAAAGGAAAGUUACAUUAUGCUAACGAUUGGUUUUGCCUCCGCUGUCACUGAGAGGUUCACUCAGUGCUCUCCAUCUGUCUGUGGUUUAUGUAUGAGUGUGUGUUCUUUGCUUUUCUCGACAAUCAUAUUGAUGGACCUAACGUUGGUGGGUGUAUUUCUGGGGACACAAGCAAGCGUAAUGUCAAAUUUGGUGCAAUUUGGACAUGCUACUCUUUCAACAAUAUUUAUACUUUAAAUAAACACGUAAACAGCCCUCUGCGUGCAGCGGGGUGGUUUUACUGCCGCUCAGUCCUUAGCAAUACCAGUUGAUAUCAAUGCAUCACAUUGUAUUUGCUCAUACAAAUAUGUCUGCAGACAGAAGUUGGAUAGUACUGUGUGUACGAAACAAAAGUGCUAAUAAACAGAUUACUGACCGAUUUCUUUGUGUAGGAGCGGCUGUGGCUCAUUAGGUAGAGCCUGUCCUUUACUAAUUGUAGGGUCAGUCCCUAGCGCCUCUUCUCAACAUACAUGUUGGAGUCAUGAAUGAAUAAUCAUAAAUUCAUUUUGCAAUAUGAGGUGAUGUUUAAUUUUUGGAGGUAUUUAAUUAGUUAGUAUCUUUGACAUCAUUGCAGUAUUUUGUUUAUUAUUGUUUGUUUGCGGUGAUUUUUAAAAUUUGGGUCACAUGUUUAUGGGCAAUGACAGUAACAUAGAGCACUUUUUCACCUGUAUUUGUGUAAUACUUGGUUGAGAGGGUAAGCAUGGUCACCAUAUUUUUUGUUGGCCGCUAUUUUAUGUUUAAUCACUGUGAUUACUUUGAAGAGGAACUCCACCCUAAAAUGUGUUUGGAGCUGUAAACUCCAUUAUAUGACAGUAUUGUAAACAACACAUCAGUGCUGGUGUUGAAAUUGACAUUAUUAUAAGUAUUAUAAUUUAUGAAAAUCUGCAUUUCAUGGGUUGAAAAUGUCCUUCUACAAAUCACCCUGAGCCCUUUUAAGUCCAGUGCUGAGAUAGAGUUGGGGCUUUUGGGCGACUAUACUUCAUGACAUUUACAUGAAAAAAACGCCCUCUAGUUAGAGGAGAGCAGCCCACCACCCCCAACCUGCUCUUUGAAUGGGAGUUUGUGAAACUGCUGUGCUCAUUUUCAGACGUAUACAGUUGGAGACACGACAUUCACAGGAGUUUAUGCAAUUUUUUGCUAACCCACUAGUAUGUUUCUAUUCUGGCGCAGUGGUUUGGACUUGUGUUUUAGACGGCUGUAGAAACACCAACGAACAGCAAUCCCACACACUGACAGUCAGUAUGUGACACACACAUACCUGACAGUUAGCCUCGCUGAGCCGUUAGCUUGUUAUUGUAAUAAAUAGAGUUGAUUGUAUGUUUAGUGCUGCUAUAAUAUAAUAAACUCUGUUAUAUUGUAAUAAGAA
This is a messenger RNA of Dicentrarchus labrax (European seabass), 4025 nucleotides long. Its product is annotated as zinc finger protein 239-like. The record is from RefSeq and is a predicted model, not a curated record. The transcript is spliced from 3 exons. Bases 263 to 1306 code for a protein of 347 amino acids. Lineage: Eukaryota; Metazoa; Chordata; Actinopteri; Moronidae.